Sinocyclocheilus rhinocerous is the source of this 3237-nucleotide messenger RNA. It is a transcript of the gene slc22a23a, whose product is annotated as solute carrier family 22 member 23. The transcript has 10 exons. Gene Ontology annotation, molecular function: transmembrane transporter activity. Gene Ontology annotation, biological process: transmembrane transport. NCBI's taxonomy places the organism in Eukaryota, Metazoa, Chordata, Actinopteri, Cypriniformes, Cyprinidae. The record is from RefSeq and is a predicted model, not a curated record. Bases 69 to 2798 code for a protein of 909 amino acids. Gene Ontology annotation, cellular component: membrane.
UUUUUUUGUGCAUCCAGUGUAAACGGGAUUGUGCGCGGUUCUGACGCAUUAGCGAACCGGGCUGCGGUAUGUGCGAGACGGUGAUGGCCGUGUCUCAGCUGGACAUCGAGCCUCAUCCACCGGAGAACGGCUUCGUUACCCCCGAGACGAAUAAAUCGCCCGAUUUACUCUCGCGGAUCGACUGCGGCGUUUUGCCGAGCGUGGGCGGCUUCGGGAGAUUUCAGAAACAGCUGAUCGUUUUAACAUGGAUCCCGGCCAUUUUCAUUGGCUUCAGCCAAUUUUCGGACAAUUUUCUCCUGGCUGAGCCAAAGACUUGUGCGCAAGUGCAGCGGAAUAACAGCGAUCCUUCACUCAAUGUUACGCAGGCGAUAUUAAAUAUCAACCUCAAUAAUGCAAGCAACUCCGCUAAUGCGUCAUCACAAUGCAUCUGUACGCAGUCGCGAUGCGAACUGGAAAUCGGACUAGAGCAAAAUGUUGUCACAAAGUGGAACCUAGUGGGUGACUCUGCCUGGAUGGUUCACAUUGCCAAAUUCUCUUUGUUGGUGGGCUCCAUCUUUGGAUACUUGGUGUUGGGAGUUCUGGCAGAUUGGUGUGGACGACACCCGGUCCUGAUCCUGUCCGUCAUCUUCAUGUUAAUUUUCGGCAUGACGGUGGCCUUCUCCGUCAACGUCCCGAUGUUCAGCACCCUGCGCUUCUUUGAGGGCUUUUGCUUAGCAGGAAUCACGCUCUCGCUCUAUGCUCUGAGGAUAGAGCUGUGUCUGCCGGGAUGCCGUUUCUCCAUGACCAUGGUGGCAAACUUCGUGGCAUUAGCGGGGCAGUUGCUCAUGCCGGGACUGGUAGUCCUCUGUCGUGAUUGGCAGGUUCUGCAAGCAGUCGUAAUCUGCCCUCUCUUACUCAUGCUGUCCUAUAUCUGGAUUUUUCCGGAGUCUCUGCGCUGGCUGCUUGCGACGCAGCAGUACAAUCGCUCCAAAUGGAUCAUGGAGCGCGUCGCCAAGAAGAACAACAUCAACCUAGAGGAGGACGCAGAGGAGCUCAUGACAGAGCUAAACCAAGCCCUGCCAAAGCAAGCCAAGAAGACAUGCAUUGUGAAGAUGGUUGGCACAAGGAACCUGUGGAAGAAUAUAGUAGUGCUCUGCGUCAACUCACUGACAGGUUACGGGAUACACCACUGCUUUGCACGCAGCCUGACGGAAGACCAGCCGACCUCCAUCUUCUCUAAUUUCUAUGCCAAAUACUACACCAUGGGGGGCACUGCUGUGGCAUCAUGCGUGGCGCUCUGCCCUGCCGUGGGCGUGAUGGGGCGGCGCGGGGGACUCCUCAUGUUUAUGAUCAUCACAGCCCUGGCCUCUCUCCUUCAGCUCGGCCUGCUAAACUUGGUGGGGAAGUACAGUGUUCACCUGAAUAUUGACGACUCUGGUACGCUGAACUCCAACUUUUCAAUGGCUUUCUCCAUCAUUGGCAUGUUCUCCUCCCACGCUGUCAGCAACCUAAGCAUCUUUUUUUGUGCUGAAAUCACCCCAACUGUGAUUAGGGGUGGCGGUCUAGGCCUCGUCCUGGCCAGUGCUGGUUUUGGCAUGCUGACGGCACCCAUCAUGGAGCUGCAUAACCAGAAAGGCUAUUUUCUGCAUCACAUAAUUUUCGCCUGCUGCACUCUUAUCUGCAUCAUUUGCAUCUUGCUGCUGCCCGAGACUCGCAAUCGACCGCUUCCAGAAACAUUAGCGGACGGUGAAAGCUACACCCGCCAACCGUUACUGCCACCUCGCAAACCGGGCGAGCAACGCCUUUUGCUGACCAAGUCCGAGAGCCGCGAGUACGCGAGGGUAGGCGAUACGCCUCUCCACGAAGCAGCUGCCACUGCUAUUUCCACUAUGGACUCCACAGCCUCAUCCGCCAUCGAUCUUCAGAUGCUCAUUGAUGCCCCCGGCCAGGCAGAGAUAUUCAGUAUGAAGUCAUUGACUUCUACCCAAGAGCCAGAUGAAAUCCAGCAAGAGUAUCCCAGAUCUGCAUCCAUGCCGGGAACCUCUGCCUCAUCCGUAGAGCAUCCUCUCCUUGCCUCUAUCCCAAACACUUCAACCCCAAUCGCUAUCAAUUACAUUCAGACACCUAAACCAGAAUCUCCAGCCGUUCUGCCUUCUUCAACUGUGGAAACUCCUUUGAUCACCGAUCCUUCCCUGGAGUCCCCUACUUCUUCCGAUCUCCAAACUCCUUCGCUUUUAGAUAUAGGUACACCAGCUGCUGAAUUCCCCUUGACUGUUGCUAAUGAUUUCAACAUCCUAACUGAAGUGGGCUCUGCAGGUCCCACCCAAACCUUUCCUCUCUGCACAUCCACUGGACAAUCACCCACUCCGCCUUUAAACAACAUCCCCCCCUCUUCCUCAAUAGACUCUCCCGUUCACCUAGUCACUGAAAUUCUGCCCUCUUCCCCAACAGAACUGUCUUUACCACCAAUAUCGGACCAGUCUGGUCAAGUUAAUGCCAUCCCAGCUCAAUCCUUUUCUUCGCCCAUAGAUCCCGGCAUUCCAUUGUUACAUUUAGUCGCCCAACCUGCGAUUAACUCCAUAGAAUCUGGCCCCCCUUCACCAGCCGUAUUGGAGCCAACGUUAAGUAAUGGUACCACUCUUCUUGCCAAUGUGGGUUCAGCUGCACCCCAUGCCACAACCACUGACUCUGUUACAGAAUCCAGCCACCCACUUAUGACGAACUUGACUGUUUCCUCACCUAUUGACUCAGGUACACCUUCAGACGUUGACUUGCCCAUCACAGAAACCAACACUGCCAAUGGGGAGACGUCUUCAUGACGGACACGUUCGCUCUAUAAGACUUGGUGGGCAGCCUUAUUAUCAAGAAGAAAUUCUUGUCGUGGAGGCUCAUGCCAGUCAUUGUUAGAAGUAUUUUUAUUUUCAAGCAGCCAUGACCCAAGAAUGGCAAUGCAAGGAGAAGGUAUAAAAGGAUUUGACUGAAAGGGAACAACCAUAAGGGUCGAUGCUCAAAGGGUUUUUACUCUCCGUUGGUUUCAAUGACUUAAACAGCCUUCUUAGGGGCCGUUCACACAGAGCGCGUUUUUCUAUUCCAAAGCGCUAUUUUCCAUUGUUUUUCUAUGUAAACACGGUUGACGGAUGUGUAUGACGCGUCUCGCACAUGAUUUUUAGCGUUAUUAUGGUAGGACAGUUAUUAGACAGGAAGCAAAGUGUGGGAGAGAGAGGGGGACGGGAUUGGGAAAGGUCUGUGAGCCAGGAC